This is a messenger RNA of Hevea brasiliensis (rubber tree), 1434 nucleotides long. RefSeq names its product G-type lectin S-receptor-like serine/threonine-protein kinase At1g61390. Gene Ontology annotation, biological process: protein phosphorylation. Gene Ontology annotation, molecular function: protein kinase activity. The record is from RefSeq and is a predicted model, not a curated record. NCBI's taxonomy places the organism in Eukaryota, Viridiplantae, Streptophyta, Magnoliopsida, Malpighiales, Euphorbiaceae. The transcript is spliced from 5 exons. Bases 579 to 1010 code for a protein of 143 amino acids.
UAAUUUAUGUUUAAAUUUUGGAUUAUUGCAUCUCAAUUUGCACGUGAAUUAAUCAUUAUUUAUAAAAAAAGAUUAGUAUAAUAAAUUAUUACAAUAAGUAAUAUCGUAUUAGUUAUAUAAAGUAAAUGAACUGUUAGGGAUGUAAUUUUGAAAAUAAAUAAACAUAAUAUAAUUCUUGAUAAAAUACUUCACAGGCUUUCUCCGGCCCAUCAUCUACAGAUUCCCACCAUUGUUAAAUAACAGAUCGAGCCCAUCAGAAAUUUCAGUAGCUCAGCCUAGAUGGGCCAACAACAGCCCAUCACAAUUCACCUUGUUUGUUGAUCCACCGUAGACCCGGUGUGGCAAAGAAAGUCCAAAAAAAUCUACCUUCUUUCCACUUCUCUGCUGGUUUCCUUCUGUACAAAGACGAAGCAGAGUGGUCCAAUUUAUGUUCUUUCGGGUGAUUCACUCGUCAUGCAAUUGGGCUCUGGCUUCUGGGAUUGUGGGUUGGGCAAAUUGUGUGAAAGAGAAGUUUCAACAAGAGGUUAUCAUUGUCAUCAAAGCCAUUUUAAUUGCAACCAUCUUGGGUAUCAUUAUUUAUGGCUUGUCCAGGUGGAGAACUAAGCAAAGGAUUAAGAAAAAAGAGGAAACUAAAAGAUGGGAAGGUGGUAGCUGUCAAAAGACUUUCAAGCAGGUCAGGGCAAGGCACAGAAGAGUUUAAGAAUGAAAUCCUGCUGAUCUCCAAACUCCAUCCCAGAAAUCUGGUUGCACUCCUUGGUUGCUGUAUUGCAAGAAAAGAGAGGAUAUUAAUUUAUGAAGGAUACAUGUCUCCUGAGGAUACACUGGGUGGGAUAUUUUCUGAAAAAUCUGACGUGGUCAGCUUUGGAGUCUUGAUAUUGGAAAUUGUCUAUGGCAAGAAGAACAACAGUUUCUGUAAUGAUGAACAAUAUUUAAGCCUCCCUGCUUAUGCAUGGAAAUUGUGGUCUGAAAGCAAUGCUUUGAACUUGAUGGAUGAAGCAUUAGCCGACUAAUUUUCAUCAUCUCAGGUAAUGAGAUGUACUCAAAGCGCACUUCUUUGUGUUCAAGACCAAGCUGCAGAUAGGCCAACUACGGCAGCUGUAGUUUCCAUGCUGAGCGGCAAAGAAACAUUUCCACGACUCGAUGAACCAACUGUUCUGUUUCAAAUUGCUUUAAAAACACUGUUCAGAAGGAAAGAAGCUAUAUAUGUUGUACAAAUGAGAUGAGUAUGUCCCCAUUUGAAGGUAGAUAACUCCAUCCUUAAGCCCCUUCUAAUUAAAAGGGGAGGAUGCACUUUUUUAUGCAGACCAGGUGCAUUAAAAAUGGAUAGCUCACAGGCAUUCUGGGUUUGCUUUAAAACAACAUUUUCAGCAAAUGAGAGUAAAAUGAUGAGCCAUUCUGGUCUAUGUUCCAACAACAACCAAGAUUUUUAUUUUA